This is a messenger RNA of Uloborus diversus, 1872 nucleotides long. It is a transcript of the gene ATPsyngamma, whose product is annotated as ATP synthase subunit gamma, mitochondrial-like. The record is from RefSeq and is a predicted model, not a curated record. Bases 87 to 965 code for a protein of 292 amino acids. Gene Ontology annotation, biological process: proton motive force-driven ATP synthesis. Lineage: Eukaryota; Metazoa; Arthropoda; Arachnida; Araneae; Uloboridae. Gene Ontology annotation, molecular function: proton-transporting ATP synthase activity, rotational mechanism. The transcript is spliced from 7 exons.
GCAAAGCAUCUACAGUUACUUCUCACGUCCGGAAGGUCGUGUUAAAAAACUUUUAUUUAGACUUUUGCAUUUUCUACCAUUCCAAAAUGUAUUCUACAGUUGCAAAAGUUGUGACCCUUUCUCCAAUAUGUAUCCAAUCCCGUGGAAUGGCCACCCUGAAGGACAUUCGAAUGCGACUGAAGUCUGUCAAAAACAUACAGAAAAUUACCCAGAGUAUGAAGAUGGUGUCUGCAGCUAAGUAUGCUCGAGCAGAGAGAGAGCUUAAACAAGCUAAGCCCUUUGGAGAGGGGGCCCAAUCUUUUUAUGAAAGUGCUCAAGUGAAAGGAGAUGUUGCCAAGCCAGGCACCCUGAUCGUUGCCAUGACGUCAGACAGAGGUCUUUGCGGUGCAGUGCACAGUGGUGUGGCCAAACGCAUCAAGGGCAUGCUAGGGGAAGCGGCUGACAACUCUGACAUGAAGGUGAUCUGCAUUGGAGAUAAGUCAAGGGCCAUGCUGCAGAGGCAGUUUGGGAAAAACAUCCUGGCUGUGUUCUCAGAGUAUGGGAAAAGACCACCUACCUUUGAUGAUGCCACCACAAUUGCAGAUUACAUGAUCAACUGUGGCUUCACUUAUGAGAGGGGUCUUAUCAUCUUCAAUAAAUUCAAAUCUGUCGUAUCAUACGCCACAUCUGAAAUCCCGGUAUUCAGUGCGGAAGCCAUCUCGGGAGCAGAGAAGAUCUCUAUAUACGACAGUUUGGAUGCGGAUGUCAUCAAGUGCUACCAAGAGUACUCUCUAGCCAGCAUGAUCUACUAUGCCAUGAAAGAGAAUGCCUGCAGUGAGCAGAGCUCCAGGAUGACAGCCAUGGAUGGAGCUAGCAAGAAUGCAGGUGAAGUGAUUGACAAAUUGACAAUGACGUUUAACCGAACUAGGCAAGCUGUUAUCACCAAGGAACUCAUCGAAAUUAUAUCUGGAGCUGCUGCACUGUAAUACCUGCCUCCAUCUAGGAGAGAAUUGACAUUUAUUUACUGCCUACUUUAUAGUCUACCACCUUUAGAUGGAAAUUCAAAAAAAAAAAAAGAAUCUUUUCAAUUCAUCUGUGUCAAGAUGAUCUAUUUACAUCAAAUUAGAAAAUGGAAUAAACUUGUACAAUUUUGAUUUGAGUGUAUUAUGUCUCUCUAGAAAAAUUGCUUUUAGGUUACUUUAGGUUCAGUUUUAUUACUCAUACAGUGACGGAUGGUUAAUUGAAUCGGCGGUAAUUUGAAUCAGCCCCUUGAAUGAAUCAAAUCCUCAAAAACAGAAUGAAAUCUAACUUUAACAUUACAAACCUGCAGGAUAGUUAACUCAUACAUGUCGCUUAAAAGAAUCAAGCUUAUGUUGCUAACCAUUUUCCGCAUAUUUAUGUGGUGCAACUUGUUUUUCUUCUGCAACUUUCAUUUAGUAAAAAAAUAUUUUUCUUUUCAUUUUUCCUUCCUUUUUUUUUAAGUAAAUAAUGAGACAGGAUGUAGAUUAUUUUUAAUGACAGUUUUCUCAGGAAAUGCAAAAUUAAACCAGUCACACGGAGAGGGAUAUACUGUCGACGGGACUUCUUCGGUCUAGGGUUAGUCGCUAGUAGCAUUGCAAUGGAGCAACAAAGUGCAAAGUCUGAGGAAUAUAAGUUUUAUGACAUUGAAAAAAAGAGUGCUUAAAUUAAUAGCCACCUAUUUUUAGCACUCAACAUCAGAUACAUGUUUUGAAAAAAUUCAGUUAAAAUUUGAAUUUUUUAAUUGCUUUUUUUCAUGAUAUUUUUUUUAUUAAUUCUUUAAAUAAUCAAAGAAUUACUGUAAGUGAAUGGCUUACUUUUAAUGUUUCUUUAUAUUGUUUGAUUGAAAAUUAAAUAAAGAUAUCUUAAAUUGUA